AUGAGGGGCAACGAGCAAGAAGCGCGGCUCAUCAGGGUCACGCUAGGGGGGAGACAGAAGGGGGCGGACGUGAUAAACUUCGACGGCCAGGGUGUGAUCUCAUAUCGUUUUAAAAUGAAGAAGAUGAAGAUCUUGAAGGAUGUCAUCACCUUGAAGUUUAAGACCUCGGAGAGUGAGGGGGUGAUCCUGCAUGGGGAGGGACAGCAGGGCGACUACAUCACCCUGGAGCUGAAGAAAGCUAGACUGGUUCUGCAGAUAAACCUAGGCAGCAAUCAAUAUGGCUCCAUACUGGGGCACACAUCAGUGACCACUGGAAGCUUACUGGAUGACCACCACUGGCACUCGGUGCUCAUCGAACGCUACAGGCGGAAUGUCAACUUCACCCUGGACCAACACACGCAGCACUUCCGCACCAACGGAGAGUUUGACUACCUUGACCUGGACUACGAGCUGAGCUUUGGUGGCAUGCCGUCCUCCGGAAAACCGAGCACGGGGAGCAGGAAAAACUUCCGGGGCUGCAUGGAGAGCAUCAGCUACAAUGGCGAAAACAUCACUGACUUGGCAAGAAGGAAGAAGCUAGACACUUCGAGUUUUCGUAACCUGAGCUUCUCCUGCAUCGAGUCCCACACGUCACCGGUGUUCUUCAAUGCCACCAGCUACCUGCAGCUCCCAGGGAGAAGGGGCCACGACACGGUGUCUGUCAGCUUCCAGUUCCGCACCUGGAACCCCAGCGGGCUGCUGCUGUUUGGCAUACUGGCCGACGGUGCUGUGGAAAUGGGCCUGAAAGAGGGCAGAGUCAGCGUCGGCAUCAACGUCACGAGCGGGAAGAGCACGCGCAUCGACAUAUCAGCAGGGUCAGGACUGCACGAUGGACAAUGGCAUGAUGUUAGCUUCCUGGCCAAGGAGAACUUUGCCAUGUUGACAAUUGACGGUGACGAGGCUUCAGCGGUGAGGACCAACACCGCCAUUCAGAUCAAGACCGGAGGCUCCUACUACUUUGGAGGUUACUUCCAGCGGACCAGCUUGCCUCCAGCUCAGCGCUCCUUCCAGGGCUGCAUGCAGCUGGUGCACGUGGAUGACCAGCUGGCCGACCUGCAUGCGGUCGAACAAGGCAGGCUGGGAGCAUUCGAGAAUGUCAGCCUGGACAUGUGCGCCAUCAUCGACAGGUGCAUGCCAAACCACUGUGAGCAUGGGGGCAGGUGUACGCAAAGCUGGGACAGUUUCCGCUGUAGCUGUGAUGGAACGGGGUACUUCGGAGCCACCUGCCAUACCUCAAUCUAUGAGCAGUCAUGUGAGGCAUACAAGCACCUGGGUAAGACUUCAGAUACCUACUGGAUUGAUCCUGACGGAAGUGGGCCCCUCAGUCCCUUCAGAGUAAACUGCAACAUGACAGAGGACAAGGUGUGGACGACAGUGACAAACAGUCUGCCCCCGCAGACGUCUGUGACGGGCUCGAGUCGGGAGAGGCGCACCGUCCUGCAGCUGAACUACAGUGCCUCCAUGGAGCAGGUCUCCGCCAUUACCGGCAGCGCUGAGUACUGCGAGCAGCAUGUGGGAUACAGCUGCCGCAUGUCACGCCUGCUCAACACCCCAGAGGGAACGCCGUACACAUGGUGGGUGGGGAAAGGCAAUGAGAAGCACUUCUACUGGGGUGGCUCGGGGCCUGGCAUCCAGAAGUGUGUCUGCGGGAUCGAGCGCAACUGCACCGACCCCAAGUACUUCUGCAACUGCGACGCAGACCAGAAGCAGUGGAGAGAAGAUUCUGGACUCCUGGUGUAUAAAGAGCAUUUACCAGUCAACCAGGUGGCUAUCGGAGAUACAAACCGACCAGGCUCUGAGGCAAAGCUAACCGUGGGUCCUUUACGUUGUCAAGGAGACAGCAGUUACUGGAAUGCAGCGUCGUUCAACACUCCAUCCUCCUACCUACACUUCUCCACCUUCCAAGGAGAGACCAGUGCUGACAUCUCAUUCUACUUCAAAACCUCUGCUCCAUACGGUGUCUUCUUGGAGAACCUGGGCAACACCGAUUUCAUCCGUCUUGAGCUGAAGUCCCGUAAUAUGGUGUCCUUCUCCUUCGAUGUGGGCAAUGGGCCGGUGGAGCUGAAUGUCCAGUCGCCCACCCUCCUCAAUGAUGACCAGUGGCACCGGGUCAGUGCCGAGCGUAAUGUGAAGGAGGCCGUGUUGCAGCUGGACCAGCAGUACAGGGAGGUGCGUCUGGCACCUCCUCAGGGACACACCCGUCUGGAGCUCUACAGCCAGCUGUACGUGGGUGCCGCCGGCGGUCAGCGCGGCUUCCUCGGUUGCAUCCGCUCGCUGAAGAUGAACGGCGUGACGCUCGACCUGGAGGAGAGGGCCAGGGUCACGCCCGGGGUGAAACCCGGCUGCUCCGGCCACUGCACCAGCUACGGGAUCUACUGCCAGAACGGCGGCAAGUGCGUGGAGAAGUACAACGGCUACGCAUGCGACUGCACCGUCACGGCCUACGAUGGGCCCUUCUGCUCUAAAGAUAUUGGCGGUUUCUUCGAGGCGGGAACCCUAAUCAAGUAUAGUUUGGACUCUGACACCGCUGCCGCGUCCCAGGACCCGACGGGUCUAUCUCAGAAUGUGGCUACAGAGACCAACUGGACAGGGGAGGAUCUCGCCUUCAGCUUCAGCACUUCCAGUGCCCCCAGCAUACUCGUCUACAUCAGCUCCAGGUCGCAGGACUACUUGGCCGUGGUGCUGCGUCACAACGGGACUCUUGAGAUCCGUUACAACUUGGGCAGCCUGAGGGAGCCGUUCACCAUCGAUGUGGAUCAGCGCAACCUAGCCAACGGGCAGCCGCACACCGUCAACAUCUCGAGGGUGGGGAGAAGCAUCCAGCUGCAGGUGGACCACUACCCUCCAGUCAGCUACAGCCUCCCCGACACGUCAGACACGCAGUUUAACCUCGCCAAGACUCUCUUCCUCGGCAAAGUUUUCGAAACCGGACACAUCGACCCUGUUCUCAUCGAGAGGUACAACACGCCAGGCUUUGUGGGCUGUUUUUCACGGGUGCAGUUCAACGGCAUCGCCCCCCUGAAGGCCGCUCUGAGGUCGCAAAUUGCCGCCCCCGUCUCCGUUCAAGGGAAGCUGGUGGAAUCUAACUGUGGGGCCUCCCCUCUCACCAUCCCACCAAUGUCUGCCGCCACGGACCCCUGGCGCCUGGACUCAGCUGGUGCCGACUUCCCAUUCAAUGAGGAGCGGGUUAUACCCGAUGGAGUGAACAGGAAUUCUGCAAUAAUUGGAGGUGUCAUCGCCGUGGUGAUCUUCACAAUCCUCUGCACGCUGGUGUUCCUGAUCCGCUACAUGUUCCGUCACAAAGGCACCUACCACACCAACGAGGCCAAGGGGGCAGAGACCGCGGACAACGGCGAUGCCGCCAUCAUAGGCCAUGAUCCUACUUUCACGGAGACCAUAGACGAGAGCAAGAAGGAGUGGUUCAUCUAACAGGACAAUGCGAGAGAGAGAGAGAGAGAGAGAGAGAAGGACGUGUGCAUAGGCUGGGGGGGGGCGGAGGUGGGCUUCAAAAACUCUGCACACUUUCCAAUAAGCUUCUGAAGACUGGGACGAGCAGAAAAUUUGAGGAAUGCUGAGUUUUCCCUGUUGAGUGACUUUUGUAUUGUGGCCGGCCUAUCUUUAAUGUUGCGGCAUGUUUUGGAGUCUGAGGUGUCAUAUCAGUAUUCGUGUCACAUUGUAAGCACAUCCAGUCACCACCAGACGGAUCUGCAGUGCUCUAUUAUUCAUUUCACACCUAGGCAUCUUAGAUAUACAUCGCACAUUUGAUUUUCUUCCAGAAGCUUCUGAGUGAGUUUUCAGUACAGAGAACAGUAUAGUAGGAGGUUUUCCAGCAGGGAGAUGCUGAAUAUUUUUGUUUUGCAAAUGAUACAUGUGGAAAAUAGAGAUUUAUAGCACAUACAGGACUAAAAUGUAUUCGUAUAGAUAUUGGUCAGUUCUGAAAGGUAAAUAUGGUCGCUUGGUUCAAGGUGGCGUUGAACUGUCAUUAGGCUCAUCCAGCAAACAUCACUGAUUCUGUCUUUGGAGAACAUUCCUGUUUCUAUAGAUGGUGCACUUUUUAUUUGCCAAAAAUAGUUUUUUAAGAUUUUUUUUUUUAUGUGAAACUGUCGUUUUUUUUAGAUUUUUUGGGAGGUUUACAUAACUAGAGAAACUGUGUGCCAAGUUCCACAGUCACACGUGAACCAAGAAAUUGGACAAGUCCAGUACCCUGCUUUGGAAUUCAGCCACUUAGACCUGUCUGUGGCUUUACACCAUACAAGCGUAAGGGGUUCAGAGAAGUGAAACACAAAAAGGGUGCAGGGUUUAUAUAGGACAUUUAUGCGAAGGAGUGUUUUUUGUAUUGUCUGUUUAUAUUUACUUUACACAUUUGCGUUAUGCUCAGUUUCAUUGUGUCUGUGGACCAUCUGCAUGAAUUUUACCACCCUAGUGAUUCCUCUUGUUUUUGGACAAAUGCGUGGCUCCAUAUCUGAAAAUCUAUAUCUCCUUGAAUUUGUUCUGACGAUAAGAAUGUUGCGGACAAAGCUGGUGUAAUAUAUCUCCGUAUGUAGCAGACGCUGCACAAGUGACUGGAGAGCAAUUACGCUUAGGGGCCUUACAUUGUUUUGAUUUUAUUCCAUCAUCUAAAUUAACCGUCUAAGAAGUACGUGAAAUAUUUGCCAUUCUAAUGUUCCAGUUCCAGAAUUUACCAAAAAUUUGAGUAAAAUGUGGAUAUUAGUCAGCA
Messenger RNA from Paramormyrops kingsleyae, 4756 nucleotides. NCBI's taxonomy places the organism in Eukaryota, Metazoa, Chordata, Actinopteri, Osteoglossiformes, Mormyridae. The record is from RefSeq and is a predicted model, not a curated record.